This is a messenger RNA of Labrus mixtus (cuckoo wrasse), 4454 nucleotides long. RefSeq names its product connector enhancer of kinase suppressor of ras 2-like. Gene Ontology annotation, cellular component: membrane; cytoplasm. The record is from RefSeq and is a predicted model, not a curated record. Gene Ontology annotation, biological process: regulation of signal transduction. The transcript is spliced from 22 exons. Lineage: Eukaryota; Metazoa; Chordata; Actinopteri; Labriformes; Labridae. The coding region runs from base 435 to 3314 and encodes 959 amino acids. Gene Ontology annotation, molecular function: protein binding.
AGGGAGGAUGCUCAGAGCGAACCCAACCUUCCCAGACAGCAGUGUGAAGUGACAGUCCAUGCGUUGUUCUCUCUGCUCUGGAUGCUAACUGGGAUGUAUUUUGGAAGGGGGGGGUCGGCCAACAGUGACCCAGCAGCAUCAGCGCCACAGAGCCUGACAUGAAUGACAAGUAAAGAUCUCUUUCAAGCGAGCAAACAGCACAGGAAUGUGCUUAAGUCUGCUGGGCAACACUAAGGCUCUUCAAAGAGACAUUUUGGACCUAGCUCGGUUUGUUUGUAAACACCCAGCACAAAACAAUCGAGGGAGAUUAGAUUUGUAUUCUUGUUUUUUUAUUUUCUUCUUUUUUUUUUUUUUUUGUGCUUUUAGAGGGAGUGGGCUUUGCUGGGAGGGUUCUUGUCUUCUUUUGUGAGGCGUGAACAAGACAAACUUCUAACAUGGCAUUGGUUAUGGAGCCUGUAAGCAAGUGGAGCUCAAGUCAAGUCGUGGACUGGAUGAAAGGCCUGGAUGACUGCCUGCAGCAGUACAUCAAAACCUUCGAGAAGGAGAAAGUAGGGGGGGACCAGCUGCUGCGGAUCACCCACCAGGAGCUGGAGGAUCUGGGAGUGUCCAGGAUUGGCCACCAGGAGCUCAUCCUGGAGGCUGUGGACUUAUUGUGCGCUCUGAAUUACGGGCUGGAGACUGAGAAUCUGAAGACGCUCUCUCACAAGCUCAACGCAUCUGCCAAGAACCUGCAGAACUUCAUCACAGGCAGGCGGCGCAGCGGACAUUAUGACGGCCGAGCCACGCGCAAGCUGCCCAACGACUUUCUCACCUCCGUGGUCGACCUGAUCGCUGCGGCCAAAAGCCUUUUGGCGUGGCUGGACAGGUGCUCCUUCUUUUUCAGAUCUCCUUUUGCUGCGGUGGCAGAUUACUCCGUGACCAGAAACAACGUCAUCCAGCUGUGUCUUGAGCUCACUACAAUCGUGCAACAGGACUGCUCGGUGUAUGAAACAGAAAACAAAAUCUUGCAUGUGUGUAAAACUUUGUCCGGAGUGUGUGACCACAUCAUCUCCCUGUCGUCUGACCCCAUGGUGUCCCAGGCUGCACAUCUGGAGGUCGUGCAGCUCGCCAACAUCAAAUCAACAGAAGGACUGGGAAUGUACAUCAAAUCAACUUAUGAUGGUUUGCAUGUCAUCACUGGGACAACAGAAGGAUCCCUAGCUGACCGCUGUAAGAAAAUCCAUGCUGGAGAUGAAGUCAUUCAGGUCAAUCAUCAGACGGUGGUGGGUUGGCAGUUGAAGAACUUGGUGAACUUGUUGCGUGGGGACCCUGCAGGUGUCACCCUGACGCUGAAGAAACGCCCACAAAGCACGCUCACCUCCACCCCUGCUCUUCUCAAGAACAUGAGAUGGAAACCGUUGGCUCUGCAACCAAUCUUCCCUCAGAGCCCCAGCAGCAGUGUGGCCACCCCCACCAGCACUUUAAGCACACCAUCCAGGAGGAGUAGCUGUGCCCUGCAGGACCUCUACAUCCCCCCUCCUCCUGCUGAACCCUACACCCCAAGAGACGACAAGGGAAAUCUACCCAGUGAUGAUUCUCAAUCCGAUGUCCAUGUCGCCGAGGGAUCUGAGUCACCAAACUCCUACCUGGACCAGGAGUGUCGUGGGCGAUUUCCUCUGGUGGAGGAAGACACAAUACUGUACUGCUACGAGUAUGACCAGAACCAGGAGGUGUCAUCAGUUCGCAGGGGCAGCACCCCCACCCCCACCUAUGGCAGGCUCAGGCCCAUCUCCAUGCCAGUGGAAUACAACUGGGUGGGAGACAAUGAAGACCUGGCCAAGAUGAAGAGAGAGAGCAGGAGAGCAGAGAAUUCCCUGCUGCGCUUCGCGAGUGAAGAUAAAGCCCCGGGGGAUGACUUCUUGCUGGGACGAAGCCUGAGUCAAAACAGGAGGAAGACAGAGCGAGGAGCCAGCCCCACCCAUUACACGCUCGUCCCUGCCCUGCAGAUGGAAGUGUCCCUGUCCACAUCCAGCUCAGACUCUGCCUCCCUCUACCAUGUGUUUGAAAGAUCCUCGCUGCUAUCAAGGUCAAAGAAGAAAAGUAAAGCUGGAAGUCCCCUGCCUUUAAUCAGCAAGCGUCGGAUUUCGUGCAGGGACCUGGGUCAGGGGGACUGCGAGGGCUGGCUGUGGAAAAAGAAGGAUGCUAAAACGUAUUUCUCACAGAAGUGGAAGAAGUACUGGUUCAUCCUAAAAGACACAUGCCUGUACUGGUACAUGAAUGAGGAGGAUGAGAAGGCAGAGGGCUUCGUCAGCCUACCAGAGUUUAAGAUUGAUCGUGCCACUGAAUGCAGAAGGAAGUAUGCUUUCAAGGCUUGUCAUCCGAAGAUAAAGACCUUCUACUUUGCGGCGGAAAACGUAGACGACAUGUCCCGGUGGCUGAGUCGUCUCAGUAUGGCUGUGGCAGGAUACUCGGAGCAGGAGAAAAUUUGCCAUGACCAAGAUUACUGGAGUGAGAGUGAUCAUGAGGACAUGGAGAUGCCAUCAAUGCCCAAACAGGACAGUCCACCACCACCUUACGACACCUUUCCCAGAGCGUCCUCAGUGAGUCCCUACCUGGAACCCAAACGGGGCCAUCUCUCCUCCUCAGACACUUUCCAGUCCCGCUCCUCCCAUGAGGAGUUCCACUCUGAGCCUCUGGACGGCAUCGGCAGCAACAACGGUGUGUCCCCUGGGCAGAAGUCGAGCGUCCACAGAAACUCCUGGCAGGACCAGAUGGAGAGCAACGCCAGGAUGCACUACCUGCAGACAUUUCCCAUGGAGGGCAGCCUGAUCUCCGAGGACAGGGACCAGCUAGCGAUGGAGUACCGCAGACAGUCCACCCUGCCGGCACAGCGAAGCCUGCUGCAGGAGCAGUACAGAGCCGUGCCUCUGCCGCUCAGGGCCAGCAUCGACUCAGAUGCAGGAGGGAAGCAGCGCAGCUUUACGCUACCCAGAGACAGUGGGCUUCACGCCAUCCUGGCUGCCACCAACAACGCGUCGGAUCAGAGAGAGCCACGACACUACCAACUGGAGCGACCCAGGGACACAGGCCUUGGGCGGGACUGCAGGAUGCAGGCGGACUCUCUUGGAGAUUUGUACCGGGCUCUGGAGCAGACCAGUCUGUCCACCUCGGCUGACCAUAGAUCGGCCAGUCGCCUGGAGUACAAGCGCUCAUUUGUCCGUAGAGUUAACGACCCCUUGCUGAAUGACAAGCUUCAUCGCCUCAGGGUCCUCCAUAGCUCACUCAAGAAUGUCCCUCUGCAAGACACACACCGCUCACUGGGUUAUUUAGGGUGAAGAUCAGUGUGCUGAUUCAACCUAACGUAUUGCCUCUGCUUGUGCCUCACACAGCCGGCAUCCCUCUGCUGGAGAUAAAAGGCACCGAAAAAAACCUUUCACAAAAAGCUUUCCCUGCUCGGCUCUACAUCAUCUCCUUUCCUUUAACUACUCCUCACCCUUGGUCAGCAUGGAGGAGCACAAAGACUUGUUGCGCCUCUGCUCAUGAUCUCUCUAUAUAUAAAUAUAUAUAAAUAUAAUAAAUGAGGGCUGUUACAGAAGGCAAAAAAGAGAUCUAGGCUGACAAAAUAUCUUGCAAAGUCACAGGGUUUAUGACAGGGUUUAGGCGCUUUGCGUUUGUGUCCAAAACUUGUUGGAGAGCUUUGUAAAUCAUCGCUCGCAUGCAUGGCCACCUCCCCUCCCUUCUGUCGAAUUGUGUUGAACAUUAUGCUGCAGUUGUGUACAAAUACUCAGUAAGCAGAAGCUAUUUUGGAUGUACACAACAUGUUGACAUGCAUGUAUGUAUGAUCUAAGGGUAUGUUUGUUCCAUGAGUGUACAGGAAGUUAAGCAUUUAUAUACAUAUUUAAUAUUAAACUACAACAGUGACUACACAAUGUUUUGGGGUACUUGUACAAAUUGUAAAUCAAGUGCUGUGCCUCAGUGAUUGUGAAUGUACAUUGUACUUUUCCAAGACAGACGAGAGGUAAUACAGAAAGCAAGCUAUCCCUCGAAACAGGAGCACACAAAAAAAAUAGAACGCUUGGCAAUAAAAAUGAGUAUUGUACAUUUUGAAGGAGUGAUCAGAAUAGAUGUCUAUUUUUGUAUGCAUGCCGUCUACCUAAUUGAUUGUAAAUCAGUUUUGUAUUUCUGAGUGUGUUUGGUCUGGAGAAUACCGUCGUUGACCCUCCUUCCUGCCACCACAACUUUGUGUUUUAAAGACUUAUUUUGCAAUUUGACCCAGAGAGUUAAAGAUUUUUUUAGUGUUGGCUACAAGAAGAGAAAUAUCUGUAUUUAUUAAGUGUUUAAUGUACAAGCAUGCUUUGUAUAACUAAAACACAUUACCAUGCCAUUUGAAAAUUGACUGACAUUGCACAAGUGUGCCACAUUGUAGCUCCAUGACUUUUUUUUAUGAAUAAAGUAUGGCAUGGGCACACAUAGGA